This is a messenger RNA of Panicum hallii, 354 nucleotides long. RefSeq lists its product as uncharacterized. Lineage: Eukaryota; Viridiplantae; Streptophyta; Magnoliopsida; Poales; Poaceae. The record is from RefSeq and is a predicted model, not a curated record. Bases 1 to 354 code for a protein of 117 amino acids. The transcript has a single exon.
AUGACUGCCUGCAAACCUUGCUCCACUUCAGUUGACACUCAGGCUAAGCUGUCAUCAGAAGGUGCACCUGUGGCUGACCCAUCCGAGUACCACAGUUUGGUUGGCGCUCUUCAGUAUCUGACCUUCACCAAACCAGACAUACAGUAUGCUGUUCAGCAUGUCUGUUUGCAUAUGCAUGACCCUCGGAAGCCUCAUCUCACUACCGUGAAGCGUCUCCUCCACUACCUGCAGGGCACCGUCGACCUCGGUCUCUUCCUCGGCCGUAUCUCACCUUCUGCGCUCACCGUCUACACAGAUGCAGACUGGGCGGGUUAUGCCGACACGCGUAAGUCCACCUCGGGCUACGCUGUGUGA